UGAUAGGUUACUAAAACUCCUCAACAUCCCACUCACAAUAACUACUGAAUAUAUUUUAUUUUGCUUUUCAAGGAAAUUUACUAUGAAACCCGAGAAACUUUCUGCAAAACGCAGUAGUUUUUACACUUCUCCUCCUCCUCCUCCUCCUCUUCUUCUUCUUCUUCUUCUCCUCCUCCUCCUCCAUUUCUCCUGCACACUGAACCGGGAAGGAAGGAGGGAGAAGUUUGAACUCCGAGUGGAGUAGAAGUAAAGAGAGUUUUUAACCUUCACACGGGCUGCUGGUGGUGUUUUGUCUCAGACAUGGAGUCCUGCAGGGUUCCUCACCAUGUCCUGCUUUUAUUCAUCCUGAUGUUCAUCACAGUAUCUGUAUCAGCUCUCACUACUGUAUGGGUGAAGUUUAAUCAGACUGCUGAUCUGCCCUGUAAAUAUGAAUGUUCUGGUUCGGUUAAAUGGACUCUGUUCACUAACCCAAAAGAUGUAUUGGCUGAGUGUGAUCAGACAUCCUGCAGGUCAUUAAAGGAGGGAUUUAAAAUGUCCCAUGAUCAGUACCCGAAGCGAGAUCUCAACCUCACCAUCACUGCAGCUGAUUACAGUAAGAGGGGUUUAUACACAUGUUGGUGUGAUGGCAGAGACAUUGAUGUGCGUCUCAGUAUCGAGCCGUUGACAUCAUCAGAUCAGAUAAACACUGGUGAAGAUCUGAAGCUGGAUUUGCACGUGUCAGAGGGAGUGAAGGUGAUCUAUAAGGGUGAAGAUUCAGCAGAUCCACAUGGUGAAGAGAUCUGCAGUGUGUAUAGAAGCUCACUACACUGUACAGAUGAAUACAGACCGAGAACAUCACUCUCUAACACAGUUCUUACACUGAAAGGAGUAAAGUCCACUGAUGGUGGUGCUUACACCGUGGAAGACACAGGGAAUAAUGAAGAUCUUCAUAUUUACUCUGUAUCAGUGAGAGAGAUGCAUCCGAACAGACAGCAGGAGAGCGCUAGACCAGUGUGGACGAUUGUCCUGAUAGUGCUGGUGGUGCACUGGUUGUUGUGCUUGUUGUGAAAACGAGGGGAAACCUAGGAACAGAGAGAUGAGCUCAGAAACAACACGGAAUAACCGUAAUGAUGAAGAUGAAGGUCUACAGCAGGAUUAAUCUGAGACAGCGCAGGACUGGAGUAAACACGUUCAGUCUUACAGUGUUGAUAUUCCAGCUCUCUACUCACUUUCUGGAAACAGCUGAGUUCAUGUUUUAUAUUCUACUGUUUUUAAUAUUUCAUAUUACACAAAUUUUCUUUGAAAAAAAAAGAUUUAUACUUUUCAUUGCCAUUUUUUAGACAUUUUAUAAAAGUAUUAUCAACUUGAAAUGUUUAUUUUUAAAUAUAAUUUUUUUUUAAAUACAAUUAAUUUUUUUCUGUUUUUCCUACCAAACCUUCACAUCCUGCUGCAUGUUGUAUAUUGCAGAAAUGCUGUUAAAUAGCACACUAUUGUAUUCUUGUCAUAUUUCCCACCUCUAGUAUGUGCUCAUGUUUGUGUUUAGCUGAUAAUCAGCUAUUUACGUUCUAACAUUUGCUUGUUUAUUACUUUCUGCAGUUGAUGUGAUGUAGAAUAUCAGAUGUGUUUGUAUAAAUCCAAAGAAUACAGAAAUUACAAAUAAAUGCAGAAAAACACAAA
Messenger RNA from Ictalurus furcatus (blue catfish), 1656 nucleotides. RefSeq lists its product as uncharacterized. The transcript has 6 exons. The coding region runs from base 301 to 1047 and encodes 248 amino acids. NCBI's taxonomy places the organism in Eukaryota, Metazoa, Chordata, Actinopteri, Siluriformes, Ictaluridae. Gene Ontology annotation, biological process: T cell activation; positive regulation of ERK1 and ERK2 cascade; interleukin-15-mediated signaling pathway. The record is from RefSeq and is a predicted model, not a curated record. Gene Ontology annotation, molecular function: MHC class II protein binding; protein tyrosine kinase binding. Gene Ontology annotation, cellular component: external side of plasma membrane; membrane raft.